Molecule: messenger RNA, 468 nt
Organism: Suillus subaureus
Lineage: Eukaryota; Fungi; Basidiomycota; Agaricomycetes; Boletales; Suillaceae
Exons: 2
Coding region: 1-468 (155 amino acids)
Source: RefSeq, a predicted model, not a curated record
AUGCCCAGUGCACUCACAAACGAAAACUUUUGCAUUAAGGGAUAUCCAGCACACAAAUGUCUCUUACCUGGGGAAUACCACAAUGUCAACUCAAAGAGCAAGGGUAUCAGAGGGCUGACCCAGAAGGAAGUCCUUAUACUUGUAGAGGCUCUGAAGGCAGGAACAAUGUAUAUGGCUAAGAUGAAGAUCAGCGCUGCAACCACCAAAGUCAAGAAGACCGGAGACACCCACAAAAUGCCCUCGACUUCUCAGCAACAGGAAUUGCAGGCUGAUACAGCUGAACAUCUACUGUCAAAACCUCCUCCCACACACCCAUUUGUAGUGGUUCCUUGGCCUUUGCCAGCUGCCACAAUCGAAUUUCCGACCUCCAAGUCUAACACUGAGCCUCCCAAGAUAAUCCCUGAAACAGAAUUUGAAGAUGCAGCUCACAGGAAAAAGAGGAAGGUGGCAGCUAGCAGGCUACCUUGA